Molecule: messenger RNA, 2388 nt
Organism: Rhodofomes roseus
Lineage: Eukaryota; Fungi; Basidiomycota; Agaricomycetes; Polyporales; Fomitopsidaceae
Product: microtubule associated protein-domain-containing protein
Exons: 5
Coding region: 1-2388 (795 amino acids)
Biological process (GO): mitotic spindle midzone assembly; microtubule cytoskeleton organization
Cellular component (GO): spindle; cytoplasm; mitotic spindle midzone
Molecular function (GO): microtubule binding
Source: RefSeq, a predicted model, not a curated record
AUGUCUACGACCAUAACAUCCCUCCUCAAUUCCCUCCACACACAUCUUCAAUCUCAAACACAACUCCUCCCCACUCUUCAUGCACAGCUCGGACUACCCCCAACCGCGCUUACCGACGAACUAGCGACGCUCCAGCACCAGCUCACAGAAUGCAUCGAGAGCCAGAUCGACCUGCGACGGAAACAGGUGGACGAGUGGUUGAAGCGGUGCGCAGAUAUUGAGAACCAUUGUAUACGCUAUGGAAACGCGCUUGGUGGACAUGUAAAGACCACAGGCGGUAGUGUGGGCGAGAUCCGGAAGGAGCAGGUGUUGCCACGGCGGUUCGAGAUUGCUUCGGAGUACCAAGAAAAGCUGCGACAGUUGUAUCAUACAAAGUUAGAACAACUUCUGACCCUCACUGGCCGGCUCAGCGUUCUUGCGAAUACGCUGGGUGCUGAAUUCUACCCACAAGACAUCCUCGAGCCUACUCCCGCUUUGGGGGAGGACGAAUACGACUCUGCAUCACAUCGCGAUGUCACGCCCGAGCGGUUCUCGAGGCUCGAGAAGGAGCUCGUCCGCGGGAAGGGUGAACUUACGAAGCGACUCACGCAACUAUCGUCAACCAUGGUGCAGAUAGACUGGCUCCAUACCGAGCUUGGCAUAUCACCACCGGUUCUCGAGGACCUCCCAUCACCUUCAUCACUCACCCUUCCACCUCUCCCUCGAUCUACCUCGUCCUGCAGCAACCGCACGGCAUCUACAUCAGACCCGUUCAUGUCCACAUCUAUGUCCAUGUCAAUACCUAUGUCUACUCCUACUCCCGCCAAUCGUACGAAACAGGCCGCGCCACUCUUGCUGGUCUCGAUACUAGACGAGCCACGAGAGGUCCCCGAAGCCGAGUACCAACGUAUCUUCGCCCGAUUUGUUGCUCGCAUGGAAGAAAUCGCCGAAGAGGACUUGCAUGACUCUGUUACAGCUCACGUGGGCCUCGAGGGUGUCGACCCAACGCCAGGUCUAAUGGCCUGGGCUGAGUCAACGCAUGCGGAGCUCGAGGACGUCAAGCGGCGGCGGGAGGCGCAUAUUCAGGCGAUGUACGACCAGCUCGAGGCGCUCUGGCGCAGACUUGGUGUACCGGAUGCGGACAUGGACGAGUUCGUGAAUGCACAGCGGGGGAGCACGGAUGUCACUGUGAAGGCCUACGAAGAGGAGCUGGAACGCAUGCUAGAGCUGAAGCGCGAGCGGAUGGGCACAUUCGUUGAGAACGCGCGGGCAGAGAUCAUCAAGCUCUGGGAUGAACUUAUGGUCAGCGAGGAAGAGCGAGCAGACUUCGCACCGUUCGCAGAUGAUGAACACACAGAAGAACUGCUGGCAAUCCACGAAGAAGAGAUUCGACGACUGAAGGAGGAGCGGCGGCUGAAGGGCCCGCUCUUGGCCAGCAUCCGAAAGUACUUCGACAUUUGCGAUGACGAGAAGGAGCUCGCCGCGGCGGCCAGUGACCAGAACCGUCUACUUGGUAGAGGCCCGCGCGAUCCAGGGCGCUUGCUCCGUGAAGAGAAGAUGCGGAAGCGUGUCAGCAAGGAGAAACCAAGGCUCGAGCAAGACCUUCUGGCGUCGAUCCCCGCAUGGGAGGCGGAGACCAGGCGCGCCUUCCUUGUCCACGGUGAGAGCAUGGUACAACUGCUCAUGGAGACUGUCGGCGCCAACGACAAGGAGAACACCAAGCGGAGCAAGACGCCCGGCGCCCGCGCUGGCUCAGUACCUCCGCGCUCCAGAACACCCUCGAAUCCGCCACAUCACUACAUGCCAGCCACAACACACGGUGGCUCUCACAGUACGAAGGUGUCAGGCGUGGUGACGCCCGCUGUGCGUCCCGGAUCGAGCAUGGCCACGUCUUCACAUCCGAGCAAACGUCCCCGUCUCGGCGAGUCAACAGCUGCUCAUAAUAACGCGCCCGCUCACGGGGGUCCGGUAUAUCUAGGGAGCAGUAAGGGCCCGGGCGCGCAUAGACCAGGCUCGCCGUCGAAGAUCCCGAGCAAGACGCCGUCUACCUCCAUUCCUACGUCGUCACUUCCUCGCCCGGUUCCCCUUGCGAUGCCAGUCCCGAAGCCUGGUACUGUGCACCAUGCACUUGGCCACGGAAGGGUACCGUCGGCCCAGGCUGCACAUUCCGGCUAUUCGUAUCAAGCGUCGCAUAGCCAGAUGCGGUCAACAUCAUCCACGAGCACAACGUCCUACCGCACCUAUGGCGCGCCUGCUCUGAACUCGAGCGUCCUAGCGAAGAAGGCUUCGAGGGCUCGCCGGGAGAGCUUCAGGCCUAGACCGAGUGUAGACAACGACUGGGCGGUCGGCGGAGGCAGAUGGGCUGGAUUCGCUGGAGCAGCGGUGAAAGAGGAAGAUGAGGAUUAUUAG